Dromaius novaehollandiae (emu) is the source of this 1146-nucleotide messenger RNA. RefSeq names its product vacuolar protein sorting-associated protein 29-like. Gene Ontology annotation, biological process: retrograde transport, endosome to Golgi; intracellular protein transport. The record is from RefSeq and is a predicted model, not a curated record. The transcript is spliced from 3 exons. Gene Ontology annotation, cellular component: endosome; retromer complex. Bases 67 to 780 code for a protein of 237 amino acids. Lineage: Eukaryota; Metazoa; Chordata; Aves; Casuariiformes; Dromaiidae.
ACUUCCUGGUUACCUCAGGCGGCGUCGGGAACAACGGGUGCGAGCGGAGCCGUGCGGCGCGCCGGGAUGGUGAGCGGCCGCGCUGCGGGGCGGCCCGGGCCCGGGCGCCCCGUAUGGGGAGGCUGCGCGACCCCCGGGCUGGGGCGGCCCGUAGCGCUUCGCUGCGGAGGGUCUCUGUGCCGUUCUGUUGAAGUAAUCUGGCUCAACGUUCCCUUUUCCUUCCUGCCCUGUGAGAAGUUAGUGCUGGUGUUAGGGGACCUACACGUCCCGCACCGAAGCGGCGGUCUGCCGGCGAAGUUCAAGAAGCUUCUGGUUCCGGGGAAGAUUCAGCACAUCCUGUGCACGGGAAACCUCUGCACUAAGGAGAGCUAUGACUAUCUACGGACUCUGGCUGUGGAUAUUCAUGUUGUCAGGGGGGACUCUGAGAGCCUGAAUUAUCCUGAAGAGAAGGUUGUAACAGUUGGGCAGUUCAGAAUUGGUUUGAUUCAUGGCCAUCAAGUUAUUCCCUGGGGUGAUGUGGCCAGCCUGGCUUUGCUCCAGAGGCAGCUGGAUGUGGACAUUCUCAUCUCAGGACAUACGCACAAAUUUGAAGCUUUUGAACAUGAAAAUAAAUUUUACAUCAACCCAGGAUCAGCAACAGGAGCCUACAAUGCCUUGGAGAUAAAUGUCAUCCCUUCCUUUGUACUGAUGGAUAUCCAGGCAACCACAGUUGUGACUUAUGUAUAUCAACUAAUUGAAGAAGAUGUGAAAGUAGAAAGAAUUGAGUUCACGAAGCCUUGAAGCAUAUUUGCAUCUGCUUAGAGCUUCUCAGCUUGUCAGCACCCCUUCUCGUUGUUCCUCUUUCCGCUUCAGUCUAACGGGGUGGAGGCCACGAGAGGGGGCUGCAGCAGCACCUUGGACUGUGAAUCAGGCAGGGCGCUCCAGCUGCUGCUUGUGAGCUUGUCGAGGGGUUGGUCCUGGUUUACAAGCCCACCUCGAAGCACGGGGAGCUGCUGAGGAGCAGCAGAGAGGUGGUGGGAAAUACUGUGUGUCUAGGAAGGAGCUGCUGCCUUGCUGGCCUCAAGGUGUCCCAGGUGGUGGUGGCUUGGGGUGGAAGCUGCUGUGUAAAAGUAACCUAGAGUAAAGCCCUGCCCUGGUGUGUCUGGA